UUUCUAUCCGGGUCUUGCUCUGUAACUACUUCCUUGUUUGACCAAGCUUUGGAGAUGAGUUGGAGCUUAGUUACUUUGCUUACAGCAUAUGGCUGUAUGAUUAUUGAUAUGACAACGCUUUAAUGUAUCACUGAUGAAGUAUAAAUUAGAAAACAGGAAGCAGACAGAACCGGCAGUCAGGUUGUUCCAUCAGAGAUGGGUCACACUACAUGGACCAGCUGUUAAGUUUUUGAGCCUUGAUAUUUAACAUUGUUCUACAAUGGCCGGUCACUUCCGUAGCUACAUUUGGGACCCGGUCCUCAUUGUGUGUCAGAUUGUGUUGAUGCAGUGCAUCUAUUACAGUUUCUUGGGCCUGUGGCUGGCUGGAGUUGACAGUCUGGUGCAAACAAAUCGCUCACUGGACCAGAUCUUCAGCUAUGAAGUCCUUGGAUUUGCCACGAUGCAGGGCAGGCUCUCAAUGAUGGCAUUGAUCUUGAACUCCCUUACCUGCGCUCUCGGACUAUGGCUCUUCAUCCGUCGUGGGAAGCAGUGCCUGGACUUCACAGUUACCGUGCACUUCUUCCACAUGAUCGGCUGCUGGAUCUAUAAUGCCCAUCUUCCAGCUGCCCUGUCUUGGUGGCUCAUCAAUGUAGCUUGCAUGGCAUUGAUGGCGGUGAUUGGAGAGUACUUGUGCAUGCGGACUGAACUCAUGGCCAUUCCAGUCAACAGUGGACCUAAAUCUAACCUUUAAUUUUCUAUUGAUUCUCUGUGCUGAACUCUGUGAACAGUUAAUGUUUGAACUUGCUCAGAGGAGUCCCUCUGUUGGCAAAUGGGAAAAUUCACCAAUAGUAGAGAAUAUGUUGAACUAACAGUACUGCUGAUGAGCUGCUUAUUCAGAAGUGUCUAUUAAACAUUGCCCAGUUUAAAAACUACAAUGUUAAGACAUUUUUCAGUGUUUAUGACUGCAACUGAUAUGACUUCCCCUUAAUGGAUCUCCAGUCUAUCAUAGGUUACCUCCACAGCCAAGGCUGGUACCCAUUUACAGCUGGGUGGGACUGGGACAAUGCAGAUGAGUGGUCAUGUCCAAUGGGGAAUUUAACUCAAGUCUACAUAUUUGUAGUCCAACUCCUAUCCCACAGAGUGAUUUUCAUUUUUCUUUCAUGGUGAAACGUAGUACACGCAUCUCAUUAUCUUAAGUCUGUUAAAGACAGGUGUUUGGAUUUGCUGUAUUCAGACCAAACACCGGUGACCUACAAACCAGCCGCUGAGUAUUAGACAUAGUAAAAAUGUGUGUUGUAAAAAGCAGGUGUUUCUUUCUUCAUGUUUAUUCUGACUGACGACAGUAGUGUGUAAUGAAUUCACAGCAUUUAAUUUUUCAGUUGAAAUUGUAAUCUUUAGACUAAUCUGUUUUGGAGCUGUUUUUAUAAUGCAGCUAAAAUGUUAUGUACAUGUGUCUGGUUUUUAAUUCCAAAACAUACAAGGUCAAGCUUACAAAAGCAAGUUUAUUUUUACUGCUGUUGAUGGAUUUUGUGGAUCUAAGCCCAGAAAUGUUUUUGUUCCUUGGCAAGCUGGUGCAGCUUUUUUUUUUUUUUUGCCCAGUUAUAGCGCUGUUUGUUUCUGUCUGUUUGUCACAAUAUAUUAGGCUGACUAGGAGGCCACUCGAGAUGGUGUCAGCCUCCAGCUGUGUUCUGACAGGAGUGUGCGAUUCUGAAAACUCGUUUAUGAUGAUGUCAGGUGGAAAGUCAUCAUAUGUACCACUGCUUCUAAAACAAUUUUGGAGCCUCCUAUAAAAAUGCUCUGCCGUUUGUUAUUACUGCCAUAAUACGCAUGCUUCUGCUUUGACAUCAUUACAUGCAGUGCUCUUCACCUCAGCAUCUUUGCAGCUUUUUUCUGGCCAUGUCCUCCAGCAGUAUUCAGAUACAAUGCCACCUUUGUACUGUUUUGCUUAUGCUUAUUUUUGGAGAUUUAUCUAAAUGCAAAUAACUCAGCAGCAAGUGUUUUGUUCAUAGAGGCAGAUACUGUUAUUUUCUUUUCAUGUGGACAGACAUUUCUACUGCCUCCUUCACCAGCACUCAUCAAUGUAAAUUACAUUCUCUGACCCAUUUCUGGUGCUGUAAUACCACACACGGCAGACAUAUUUUCUUCCUGAUGAAUUAAAGUCUGGUGUCUUUGCACCGGUAUUGCACAUACUUGGCAUAUGUCAUUUAAUUAUACAUGGCCUGUUCA
This is a messenger RNA of Thalassophryne amazonica, 2205 nucleotides long. It is a transcript of the gene sys1, whose product is annotated as SYS1 golgi trafficking protein. The transcript has 4 exons. Gene Ontology annotation, cellular component: Golgi membrane; trans-Golgi network. The record is from RefSeq and is a predicted model, not a curated record. NCBI's taxonomy places the organism in Eukaryota, Metazoa, Chordata, Actinopteri, Batrachoidiformes, Batrachoididae. The coding region runs from base 260 to 730 and encodes 156 amino acids. Gene Ontology annotation, biological process: protein localization to Golgi apparatus; Golgi to endosome transport; Golgi to plasma membrane protein transport.